GAGAGCCAAAUUGAAAGCUGACCGAUACUGCAAGUGACGUGGACAUUUUGUGUAGCUUUGGGUUUUUUUCUGUGGUUUUUUUUGUUGUUGUUGUUUCUUUCUUUCUUUGUCUCCUCCCUCCCUCUCUCUCUCUCUCUCUCUCUCUCUCUCUCUCUCUGAAUAAAAAUAUUUGAUAUAAGUGCUUUUACAGAGUUCUCGAGUCCUUUUGAAACUGUUGCUAAAUUUAGUUUCUGGUUUGACCUGGCUGGUCAUGGUUAACGUUGGCCCUUCACGGGAUUUACUUUUCAGGUAAGUGUACCCUCUUAAGGACUGCAGGACUCUUUAUUCUCUGAAUUCCUAUCAUGUUACUCCAGGACACACAUUCCCGGCGCUGUGGACUCUUGACUGCUGCUGCACUGCCUGUCUCUUCUCAGUCCAUGUUUGAUCCGUACAUUUAGAGGACGUUAGAAACUCUAUAAAGCUAAAACGAUGGAAGCUUGGGAAUGCUGAUUCUGCUGCUAGUGAAGGAGGCAGUGGUAUGAAUCAGCGCAGUUCAAGAGGGAGAGCCAGGUGUCGAGAGAAUAACCUCUCUGAAAUAGACUUUCAACUGGGCUGCUACCCGGAGGUGCUGCCCACAGUCAGGGUGGGCCUUCCCACAUCAGUCAAGGGAACCAGGACAGCUCUCAGGCAGGUUUGAAACGCCAGAGUCAGUGACUGAAGACAGCUUUCUGCCUCAGGUUGCUGUCUAAAACAGUCCUCAGUGUCCCCCUUCAAAAAGUGUUUUUUACACCAAAAAGGAAAAAUACUCGGAUCCCCAGCACAGGAGUCGGGGGUGAGAAUUAAAAUAGGAUUUUAAUGGUCCUGAGUGAGUUUUAUAGAAGCAUUUUUUUAAAAGCCUCCAAACUUCUUGAGAUGCCUGUCGUCGAAGCAGAAAAUGUAAAUCUAGAGGCAUUUUUUUCCUGUUGGAUUCUAGAUAACUCAUCCUAUUAUGGAGAGCCUUGUCCAAGGUAAAAGCCAAGCAAGUAUUUCACUUUUAUCUGCUUUUCAAAGUAGACUAUGAAGUACCAAGUACCUGUCCUAGGUUUAGGUCCGCUGGACCAACUGGCUUCUCACGAGCUAAAGGAAAACAGGAGUUGAGUAACGCGGCGACAAAUACAUCGAUGAAGGUCCCACCCCUUCAACCUCUCCAACCCCGGACAUAACAGCAAGAAACUAAAAUCUAAAUCCUAGGAUUUAGCAGUGCCUUAAGUACCUAGAGUACCCGAGAGAUGAAACUUCUGACCCUGACACUUGUCCUCUCUGGUUGUGAUCCCUCGGGCAGGAUGGAUGGAUUGAGUGACUCACUUGGAGCCAGCCUUCCCCAGAAGGCAAACUAGGUCUGACGCUAUGCUCUGAAACUCUGUCCCUUUGGUGGGCUCAGGAACCGCGACGCCUAGGAGCCAACCUCUCCCGAGUCAGUCGGCGUCCGCCCUCAGAAAUCCUCCAGCACCAGCGUCUUGCCCCGGCCCCCGCGCUCCAAACGAGUGAAGGCCAGAGGAAAACUGGAAGUCCCGCCCCGGGGUGCGGCUAAGGCUGGACGAAACCACUGCGUGGCGUGCUGGGGGCGCAGCCCCUCUCGGCCCUGUGCGCGGACUCCGCUCUAGGGACUCGGCCCGGCGCCUCUAUCUCUGGCGUGUCCCCUGCCGUGCAUGGUGUGGCCCAGGGUCGCUGAUCACGCGUUGGGGUGCGGCCUGCUGCUGGUGGAGGUGGUCCCUGCUGCAGCUGCUGCUAGAGUCCCUCGGAGCGGCGCUUGCAGCUGGGAAGAUGCGGGGCCAAAGUCUUCUCACCUGGGUCCUAGCCGCGGCAGUCACCUGCGCCCAGGCACAGGAUGUGCCGCCGUGGACAGAAGAUUGCAGAAAAUCAACGUAUCCUCCUUCUGGACCAACCUAUAGAGGACCAGUUCCGUGGCACACCAUAAAUCUUGAUUUACCACCCUACAAAAGAUGGCAUGAAUUAUUGGCUCAAAAGGCACCAGCGUUGAGGAUUUUAGUGAAUUCCAUAACGAGUUUAGUGAAUACAUUUGUGCCAAGUGGAAAACUAAUGAAGAUGGUGGAUCAAAAGCUGCCUGGUAUGAUUGGCAGCCUUCCUGACCCUUUUGGAGAGGAAAUGAGGGGAAUUGCAGAUGUUACUGGGAUUCCUCUAGGAGAGAUUAUUUCAUUCAACAUUUUCUAUGAAUUGUUUACCAUGUGUACAUCAAUCAUAACUGAAGAUGAGAAAGGUCAUUUACUACAUGGGAGAAACAUGGAUUUUGGAAUAUUUCUUGGGUGGAAUAUAAAUAAUAACACUUGGGUUGUCACAGAAGAAUUAAAGCCCUUAACAGUGAAUUUGGACUUCCAAAGAAACAAUAAGACUGUUUUCAAGGCUACAAGUUUUGUUGGAUAUGUGGGCAUGUUGACAGGAUUCAAACCAGGACUGUUCAGUCUUUCACUAAAUGAACGUUUCAGUAUAAAUGGUGGUUAUCUGGGUAUCCUAGAAUGGAUGUUCGGAAGGAAAGAUGCCCAGUGGGUAGGGUUUAUCACUCGAUCAGUUCUGGAAAACACCACAAGUUAUGAAGAAGCCAAGAACACACUGACCAAGACCAAGAUAAUGGCGCCAGUAUAUUUUAUCCUGGGAGGCAAGAAGUCUGGAGAGGGUUGUGUGAUCACACGGGAAAGAAAAGAGUCUUUGGAUGUCUAUGAACUUGAUCCUAAGCAUGGCAGAUGGUAUGUGGUACAAACCAAUUAUGACAGGUGGAAAAACACCUUGUUUAUUGAUGACCGCAGAACACCGGCCAAGAAGUGUCUAAAUCACACCACACAGAAGAAUCUCUCCUUUGCUACCAUCUAUGAUGUCCUAUCAACAAAACCUGUCCUCAACAAGCUGACUGUAUUCACAACCUUGAUGGAUGUUACCAAAGGUCAAUUUGAAAGUCACCUUCGAGAUUGCCCAGACCCUUGUAUAGGCUGGUGAGCACACGUUGGCCAGCCUUGAGGACGUACUGAGACCCGAAGAUGUGUUGUGCAGAGAGCGUGCCUGGUCUCCUUCCAUAGGCUAAGGCUCAAGGCCUCUUGUCUUUAGUCAGGACUGUCCUCAUCAUGUUACAUUGUUUACAGGCUGUUUUGUUGUUUGUUUGUUCUGAUGAUCAUCAUCACUUCGACUCACAGGUAAAUUCUUUAAGGGACACCACAUAGAAAUUGCCAGUUCAUUUCACUUUGCCACUGCGGAAAGGGUAACUGUGACCUCCAUGGAACCCAUCAAAGUUCUCUGAUGGUGUUUGAGUCAGCGCCCUGUGUGAUUAAUGUAAAAGUUACAUUUUCUUUUUUAAUCUACAUACUUAUGUUUUUCUGUACACCAGUAGUUUUCCUUUUCCUGGUUCUCUCUUAGAACCAACCUGCCAUUCACCUUUGCUGGUGGUGACAGCAGUGCAAUGUCGCUAUGCUUGGCUGGAGUACCUCAGAUAGACAUUUGAUACUUAUUUUAAUGGGCAAUCAAUAGACCUCUGACUCUAGAAACAGUGUUUUGGAGGAUUAUAAAAUAACUAUUAUACAAACACUAUUUUUUUAAAAAAGAAUAAGUGUUCUCUUUUUCCUAGUUAUUCUGCCUGCCAGUAACCCCAGGAAGAGUCUAGCUUCAAAAACCCACAAACUCAUUAUUUUUAAUUCUUUUAUGUAUAAUCAAUGUAAUGUUUUUUCCUUCUAAUCAUAUUUUUUUAGAUUUUCAUACAAUAUAGUAUUAAUAUUUUUCAGAAAUCAAUGUAUUUAUGAAAACUGCAAACAGAACUUGUUCAUCUUUCUAACCUUCACAGUUGACAGUGAAGCAUUCUGUACAGUGUGGCAGACUGUAUCCAUUUAGUUUUGGACAGUCUGCGGUGUCGUGAUGCGCAAUAAACAGUCACUGUCAGAUAUGUCAGCAGUCAUGCA
Messenger RNA from Mus musculus (house mouse), 3917 nucleotides. It is a transcript of the gene Asah1, whose product is annotated as N-acylsphingosine amidohydrolase 1. Lineage: Eukaryota; Metazoa; Chordata; Mammalia; Rodentia; Muridae. Gene Ontology annotation, cellular component: extracellular region; lysosome. Gene Ontology annotation, molecular function: hydrolase activity, acting on carbon-nitrogen (but not peptide) bonds, in linear amides; fatty acid amide hydrolase activity; N-acylsphingosine amidohydrolase activity. The coding region runs from base 1783 to 2967 and encodes 394 amino acids. Gene Ontology annotation, biological process: regulation of steroid biosynthetic process; ceramide catabolic process; fatty acid metabolic process. The transcript has 17 exons. The record is from RefSeq and is a predicted model, not a curated record.